Messenger RNA from Pocillopora damicornis (cauliflower coral), 1791 nucleotides. RefSeq lists its product as uncharacterized. The record is from RefSeq and is a predicted model, not a curated record. NCBI's taxonomy places the organism in Eukaryota, Metazoa, Cnidaria, Anthozoa, Scleractinia, Pocilloporidae.
AUGAGAGGAGGAGUAAAGUUCAUACUAAAGUUAAUCUACCAAAGACUGUCAAAACAGCUCGUAAAGGAAAACCCAUUGGAGGAGCUUCAGGGGGAAAUUAAUUUCAAACUCGAUUUGAUCACAGACAUGAACCUACGAGAAACUCAAGAGAAAAAACAAAAGGAGAAAGCAAACGCCAUUCCUUCAACCGACUCAGCUAAAUAUGUCAGUUACUACUGGCGUGCUAAAGAGACGCCGCCAAACGUUAGGCGACGAGUACCGCGACAGCUUACGCCCAUCAAGACCGAGUCGAAACAGGUCUGCAACGAUGAGAAAGAACCACGAGAAGAAAGCUCGGCUAGCGAGGUAUCAUCUGCAGCCAGAGAAGAAGUCACGCCAGAUUUUGAAUGUAAUGUUGUACCUGUGUAUGAGGAGGAGCUCCGUAUAAGGACCGAAGCAGAUUUCAGUGGCAGUGAGUUUGGCGACGACUUUAAACGUCUCUCGAUAUCUAGCGACGAGAAAGCAAUGCUUCAUGUCCCCCCGUGGCUGAGAGAGGACUACAAGGAGAAAGAAAAAACAAGUGAUCACAUAAACUUCGUUAAAAGCGAUGCUACCGUCACGAGCUCGGCACAAAAUAUCCAACUAAAAACAGAGAAAAAAAUGGACGAAAAUGAUAUUAGUGAGGAAGAGUUGGACUGUAGCUCUUUCACUGAGUCCCGCGGAUACAAAAGGAAAAUGGCUAAGCUGGACGAAAAAUCCAGACGGCUCAAGGCACAGUUUGCGGAGGAAAACAGACAGACUAUUGAAUCUAUGAACGAGAUCGUAGAGGAGAUCAAACAGAGCCAGGCAAGAGAAGAUGGCAUCACAAAUGAGAUUGAGGAGAUGAGAAGGAGACAGGAUGAAAUAAAGGACGACCUUAAAAGCCUUGAUGAGAUAGCCCAGAGACGAGAGCUCGAGGACAAAAAAUGGAAAGAAAAGAUGGACAAGAAGAAAAAGAAAGUCGCACGCAAACUGGAAAAGAUAAGAGCCGAACGACGUAAAUACCAAGAAGAGACAGGUGAUGAAAACGAAUCAACAGAGGAACACGAUCAACCAGAUGAGAAUCAAAUGAAAGUCCAAAGGCCGUUGCAUCGUUCCCCUGAAGUGGCAGCUCUCAAUCCAAUAUUGGAAGAUACGAACUCCAUAGUCGAAGAAUCAGUAGACAGCGAACACAGUGACAUUAACUACAGCAAAGAGGAGGAAUCUCAACAAAACGACAACAGAUCAACUGAAAAAGAAAAAAAAACUGGCGAGGAUCAAUCACAGUUAAUGAGCGAAAGAAGCCAUUGCCAGAGCGUUGAUACACCAAAUCAAGGGAUCAGCUUAGUCACUGACCAAACUGCUUCCCUGACACGAAAGGUGUCUGAAAGGUUCACACCGUUCAGUCUGCAACCUUUGUACCGCUCACCUGAAGGAGCAGGGGAAAGUCCAAUGUUGCAAGACACAGAAUACUCAGUUGACGAAUCAGUAGGUGGCGAAAGCAGCAAACAAAAUUGUUACCACGAAGAGAUGCCUCAACAACUCGAAAUCAGGCCAGCUGAAAAAGAAGUUCAAUCAUAUAAUCAAGCCAACGACACCUUCUGCGGCGACGUUCGAAAAGGAAUUGAGGAAGCACUUUCAAAAUCAAGUGUACCUUUUACGGCAAUAAACCGAGGUCAGAAUGAGAUACACAGUGAAGAUGAUCAAAAAACAAAAAAUCUACAUAACAUUCAAGAAAAAGGCAAUGAUCAAGAAACUGAGCCAAUAAAUCAAUCAUUUGAAUAUUUUGAAUGA